Molecule: messenger RNA, 3496 nt
Organism: Toxorhynchites rutilus septentrionalis
Lineage: Eukaryota; Metazoa; Arthropoda; Insecta; Diptera; Culicidae
Gene: tamo
Product: protein tamozhennic
Exons: 8
Coding region: 517-3204 (895 amino acids)
Cellular component (GO): cytoplasm
Source: RefSeq, a predicted model, not a curated record
CAAUUGUCAUCGAAGAAGAGAUAUUAGAAACUGUAAAUGGUGGACCCUGAAGGAAUUUUGUUACGAGCUCUGCGCAAAAAGAAGAAUUUCCCUUCGAAUGCUAGAUAACAACAACCGGUGCGCGGAAAGUGUAGAAUAAAGGGCACGGAAUCAAUUAUUUCCAGAUUAUCAGUGCUGAGGGACAACAACUGCAACGCCAGUUUUCGAAGAAAUCUAUAUGGUUACAAAACAACUCCUGUUAUUUGAUAUAUUUGUGGCGAAUCCUUUAAAUUUUAUUGUUAGCCGUGUUGGAGAAGGAUAGUAAUCAUAUCCCAGUUGUAUCGAAAGAAUAAAAACUGAAUUAGAGCACAGGCACUUAUGCAGAUCUUUUAAUAGAUUUAAUCAUGCCAUCUACUGUCGGAGACUGGGUUGAGUGACGAAACAAGUGGUAGAGCACGGUACGAACGCAGAACAAGAUCAAAAUAAGAGAAACGAAGCUGAUAACGUAAAUAUUCUACAAACGACAAUCUCCCCACGAUGGCAUCUGUAUAUGAACAGAACGAUGUCGUUAAGCUUUGGAACGAUAUAAUGAAUGUACACUGGAAAUUCCUCGAUGCAGAGGAAACAAUGGAGAAAAUAGAAUUGAGGAGGCAGUUGGAAGAUCUGAUUGUCCAGUUCUUAUGUAACGUACCACAUGAUCGGAAGUUUUUUCUUCCCCCAACUGAGCAGGUACUCAAAAGUUCCAUCGCUUCGUUAGAAGAUUUCUCUGCAUACAAAGCGUCAAUUGGAUUUGAAGCGAUUAGUCAGUACGCGAAUAAUUUGUUUACUAAACCAUGGCGAAAGGAGUAUAAGAUAAUUAAGAUGUACUCGGGAUUUUACCAGCAUGAGAUUGCAGCCAAUUUAAUUGGCGCGCAAGUGUUAUUCGAGCAGAUGGGUUAUCGGAUGUUGCCAAAUCAAACCCUAGUUCUGGAUGGGCCUAUCUGCCCUGAUCGAGUUACCAAUGUUUCAAAAGAUGCCAUCACAGCGAACGUAGAAUGCCAGAUAAUGAAGGACAUAUAUCGUGAACUAACUGAAAUGACGUUAGCUGUUGAUUGGAGCGAUAUAUAUAGUUUCAGAGAAUGCAACACAAUGGAUGUGAGGCAAUCUGUGCAACAAAUGGCUGAAUUGAUCAAGGAGAAGCACCACAAAAAUCAACAAGCUCGACGAAAAGAAGCAUAUGACAAUCAGCUAGCGCCAGCCGAUAGUUCCUGCAAUUCUUGCAAACCGUAUCAGUUUCAUCCGCAUAUGCAGCAACAGCAAUCGGUUCCUCCCCUUCCUCCUUUGACUGCACAUCAGCAACAACAACCUCUGAUACCCUUCUGUGGCCCCCAACCCAUGUACAAUACCGCCCCUUGCAACAUUCACAACCAACAUCUUGGUCUUACCUAUGGUUACCAUAAUCACAAUAGUUACCAAAGCUACCUGCCAGCACCUCCUCCAUCUCAUGCUCAUCCCUCGAGUCAAUCCUCCAUGAUUCCUCCACAUCCACCCUCUCCCCUAGCGGCUAUACCCCAUUCGAAAUCCCUAGACCACUAUAUGGACCCUGCGACCGCCAUGUAUAAUUUGACCGCUUGCAUGCAACGGCAUUCCAUUGACCAAGCCUUUGAUUAUGCCGCAGUUGCAUCAGCGUCCCACUACGGUGGACCAAUGGGAAUGGCACCUCCGACAGGAGCGUACGAUGUCGUCGAUGGGUACAAUCUAGCAUACAACAAUCAUCCCUACAACGUAUCCGGCAACCGGUUCCCUCUUCCAUACAACUUAUCAACAAAUGUAGGACCCUGCAUGAAUGGAACUUCUGGGAAGCAGAGUGUAAACGACCCAUACUAUCAUCAACCCAGUAUUAAUGGAUAUCAGCAUAUACCACCAUAUUACCUUCAUCGAAGCACAAGCAACGGUCCUUUGUAUGGUCCGCAAGGACCGAUGCAUAGGCAUGCGAAUGAUAUUUACAUGAACCAUCAUUUCGAUCACGCUGGAGCUCACACUAAUCCUUCGAUUCCAGACAAGAAGAAAACUUCCUAUGAUGAAUACGAUGUUCCUUCGACUAGACAUGGUGGAGAAACUAAGCACACCAAUAAUGACCUGGUCUAUAAAGAUGCGAGGGAAGAAGCUAAAAAAGAACGGAAGAAACCCGAACGAAGUGUUCGGAACACUGAACUACUAGUGGACUACGAGUGUGAUAUGCUACCGGAGUCACUAGUGGAGCGACAACAGCAACUAAACCGUUAUCACUACUUGCAACACCAGACUUCUAGAAAUUCUCGGCAAUCGGAUUUUGACAGCUACGAGGACGAACAGCUACAAGCGGGGGCCUAUCAGCGCGCAAAUAACGUGAACAAGCGCAUAUCAAGCAAAAAUCAAGACGGGAUAGGUUCGUACGAGUCUUGGAAUUAUGUAUUCCAAAAUCUAGAAAAACAGGGAUACAACAAGGAUUUGGGCGAACGAGGCAAUUUCCUGGUAGACAAUGAGGAAGAGGAGUAUCCCGCAGGUGAUAAUAGUCGGGGUUCUACGAUCAAACGAAACAGUAAUGAUAAACUUAAAGCAAUGAGGGCUAAAUCUGCGGAUAAGGUCGAUGGAAUACACACACCAACAGUAAGGCAGGGUCUUUCUAAUGGAACCCGAAAGGAUCGAGAUUUUGACCGCAACGAAGCUAUUGCAAGAGUUGGCCAGAAACCUACUCUAGUACAAAAAGUAACAAAACCUAGCAGCAAUAAUCAGACAGACAAUAGCCAGAAGGCAAAUCACGCAACUUAUCCAGCCAGCAGCGGCAGUGUCACCAUUAAAGACGGAUCGAGCAGUAGAAGGAACUCCCUUACCCGGAAAAAUCCAAGCUCUACUAAGGAGAACGAUUCUUCCAAUAAUAAUGCAAACGGCAGUAAUACAACUGGAGGAGGAAUUCUAGUGAAUCACAAUGGAUCGAACCAUUUGACGUCGUCUUCUUCCGGCAAGAAGAAAACAGCCAGCUUUGACACCGCGGCGGCCACUAUCAUCAACCCACAGGAUGAUUACGACACGAAACGUUGUACGAGCAAUGGCGAAUCGAAUGUCAGCGAAUGGAAUUGUGAAUUUUGUACAUUUUUGAACCCUGACACCGAGCGGAUCUGUGAGAUGUGCGCAAAGAGUCGUGAUUUCAACCUGAAAUGUGGAGCAGCAACGAGCGCGAGCAAUGGAACAGCUACAUGUGUCUAAGACAACGUUAUUGUGAUCAGAUGUGAAGAUUUACAAACACCGAGAAGAACACAUGGUUAUGGUUAUCAUUAGAACAAAAAUUCAAGAGGCCACCUUGCAGUAACUAGUCAGAGAUAAAGGAAAUAUAUGAAACUUAUUAAAAAUUGUUAUACAUUACACUAUUUUUAGACUACUUAAGACAGAAAAUCUUAUGUCUAACAUUUGUAGCAAUUUCUGAACUAAUAAGUAUAAGCUCAUGUUUCACAUAUAAGAAUUUUAAUAAAAUAACUUUUCUUUGUUUGCUGUUGACAAA